Protopolystoma xenopodis is the source of this 540-nucleotide messenger RNA. The record is from the annotation of a GenBank genome assembly. NCBI's taxonomy places the organism in Eukaryota, Metazoa, Platyhelminthes, Monogenea, Polystomatidea, Polystomatidae.
AUGCCCACUCUCUGCGCCACCCGCCGCCUACGUCCUUCCCGGUCAUUACCGGCUAAUCCUUCUACGUGCUACAUGAUACACGAAAAUAUCACAUUUCGUCUGCCCUCCCCGGUUGGACCAUUUGACCGCCACUGCCACCGUAGUCGAGGGACCCGGCGUCGGGUGGAUCCAACCCGAAAAGUCGCUAUUCGUGAUGUCGCCAGUGUUGGCAGAGGCUGGAGGGCGAUAGUAUUGAUGCUGGCGUCAGCUGUAAAAUGGAGGACGGAGGAAGCGAGGGGAAGCAGAAGCGUUGGGGUUGAGGAUAACCAAGAGACGCUUGAUGUGCAUAGCAAGAAAGGCGAACUCAGAGAACGUGCUAUCCGCUGCGUCUUCUCGCGAAGUGGGCCAUCACUCAAAUUCUAUGCCAUAACACUUGUCCCACCUCGUCUCUACUCCACACCACACACCUCCGGUCAGCUGUACUUCCCACCUCCUUACUUUCAGGCUGGCCAACGUCUAUUUUAUCGUCUCGAUAAUCUCGACGGCCUGGCCACACCAUGA